GAUACAAUAUCCCCAUAUUAUAGCCUAAUUGGUCGUGUUUAAUGAACCUAUCAGCACAACAACCUAACACAAGACACGACCUGACCCAACCCGACCCUUCAAAUCAACCAACUAGUUCGAUCAACCCACCUAAAGAGAGAAACAAAUCCAACCCAAAUCUUACAACCCAUCACACAUCCACAUUCUACACCAACACACCCUAAACAAAAAGUUUAAUUAAUUGAAAAGUAGGGGACCUCUCUCAUGAUAAACGCCACCACCUUGAUCAAAGAAAGCCUUUUUAUGACAUUUAAAAUACUGUUUAUUACCCGGGAAAAAGCGUUAACACCCCAUUUCUUUAUUCUUGUUUCUCUUCUGGAAAGUUGAUUGUUGCUCGUGAAAAAUUAGCUAAGCACUUUCAAUCUUUCUUCUUUUCUCUACUUUCAUUUACACCAACUUUUUCUUCAUUUUCUUUCUCCUUUUUCCUCUGUUUUUUCCUGUUUUAGGCCUUGAAAAUUGACUCCAAGAACAUUAAAAAUGGUGAAGGAAACUGAGUACUAUGAUAUCCUUGGUAUCAGCCCUUCUGCGACCGAUGAAGAGAUUCGUAAAGCUUAUUAUCUUAAGGCAAGGAAAGUUCACCCGGAUAAAAAUCCUAAUGAUCCUCAAGCUGCUGAAAGGUUUCAGAUUUUAGGAGAAGCAUAUCAAGCUCUAAGUGAUCCGGUGCAACGAGAUGUAUAUGAUCGAAAUGGGAAGCAUAGUGUAUCUAAAGAUUCGAUGCUUGAUCCAACAGCGGUAUUUGCCCUGUUAUUUGGAAGUGAACUUUUCGAGGACUACAUAGGACACCUAGCUGUUGCGUCGAUGGCUUCAUCUGAAUUUAUCAGUGAACAUGACAGUCCCGAAAGGAUUAAUGAAAAGUUGAAGGCAGUACAGAAAGAAAGGGAAGAAAAGCUGGCAGUGAAACUGAAGGAUUUUAUUAGCCUAUAUGCUCGAGGUGAUAAGAAAGGAUUCAUACAGCGAGCUGAAAGUGAGGUCAAGCGCCUUUCAAAUGCAGCUUUUGGCUCCGAAAUCUUAAACACCAUAGGCUAUGUUUACACAAGACAAGCUGCAUUGGAACUUGGGAAGAAGACCAUGUACCUUGGAGUGCCCUUUAUGGCGGAGUGGGUACGAAAUAAAGGGCACAUUUGGAAAUCUCAGAUAACUGCAGCUAAAGGUGCAUUUCAGUUGCUUCAACUGCAAGAAGAUGUACGCCGCCAAUAUAAGAUGGAUGGUAGUGGCCCAGCUAAUGACUUUGAAUCUCACAUACGAUUAAACAAGGAUGUUCUCAUGAGCUCCUUGUGGAAAAUGAAUGUUGUUGACAUCGAAAUGACUCUCUUACAUGUUUGCCAAAUGGUACUACAGGAAAAGAACAUCAGGAAAGAAGAGUUGAAAGUUCGUGCUUUAGCUCUGAAGAUCCUUGGGAAGAUAUUCCAGAGGGAAAAGCUUACACAGGAAUCUGAAACAUCAAAGAAGAAAACAGUAGCUGAGAUAAAUGAAGAUGACAGUGAUUCUGAUUGCAGUUCUGAAGAGGAUUCACACCGGAUGCUAAGUUAUCGUACUCCUAUGCUCAGUCAGGGAAUUGGAAGGCUGUUCAGAUGUCUCUGUAAUCCUGCUUUUGAUGUGGAUGAUGAUGAGAUUGUCUACAAGGGAAAAUGAGCCUACAUACACCAGCACAAAGUAUUGCAUUAUUCAAAAUGAUCGCCAAUGUACCAAAAGAAGUUGCUUGCACAUAGUUGUUCGUUAACUCAUCGUGUUCUGACUUGUGAGAAGAACAUUCAACCUGUUUUUAUUAGCCUAAUGGCAUGUUCAAAAGAGAAUCUGGUUGACUGAAGGCUAUAUAGACAUGGAGAUAAGUUAACAUUUUGAAAGUUUUCACUCAAAUUUUUUUUUUCCAAGAAGUCUUAAUCUUCAUAUGCUGCCACCAAAUUUGUUAAUUAACUGUCAAAAAUACUUUGAUCAAUAUGAAGUUAAAAAUUCAGUUUCUACAGAA
Molecule: messenger RNA, 2005 nt
Organism: Chenopodium quinoa (quinoa)
Lineage: Eukaryota; Viridiplantae; Streptophyta; Magnoliopsida; Caryophyllales; Amaranthaceae
Product: chaperone protein dnaJ 10-like
Exons: 10
Coding region: 517-1671 (384 amino acids)
Source: RefSeq, a predicted model, not a curated record